Molecule: messenger RNA, 6149 nt
Organism: Girardinichthys multiradiatus
Lineage: Eukaryota; Metazoa; Chordata; Actinopteri; Cyprinodontiformes; Goodeidae
Gene: grk4
Product: G protein-coupled receptor kinase 4
Exons: 16
Coding region: 276-2000 (574 amino acids)
Biological process (GO): signal transduction; protein phosphorylation; regulation of signal transduction
Cellular component (GO): cytoplasm
Molecular function (GO): G protein-coupled receptor kinase activity; ATP binding
Source: RefSeq, a predicted model, not a curated record
GAGGAGGAGGGAACCGGAGCAGGAAGGAAGACGGACAGGCAGGCAGUGAAUGCUAACAAGCUCCACUCUAACCGUUAGGCUCGGGUUUGACUAAACGUAUGGGAUUGAAAAGGACCGACGAACGCUAAUUGAGUCUUAAUAUGCGCCAGCGCUACGUUCGCCCUGUGCGCGUGCAGCAGCCUCGCGGCCGUCGGCACCUUUGAUCUGUAAAAACCGUCUUUUUUUCUCCCGCUGAGUGAAAUGUGUCGAGGCUGCUCGGGAUUCACGUUCUGACAAUGGAGAUUGAAAAUAUCGUGGCCAACACGGUUCUCCUGAAGGCGAGGGAAGGCGGGGGAGGCAAGAGGAAUGGACGCAGCAAGAAAUGGAAGGAGAUGCUUAAACUCCCACACAUCAGCCAAUGCGAGGAGCUUCGCCGCGCUAUCGAGAGGGACUUCACCAGUCUAUGUGAGAAGCAGCCCAUCGGUCGGCUGUUAUUCCGUCAGUACUGUGACACCAGGCCAGAGCUGAAGCGCUGCAUUGACUUCAUGGAUGCUGUGGUAAGAGCCAUGUACCAGCUAGCUCCCGACGAGAAGAGGAGGGACUGUGGACUGAAUGUAUUAGACACAUACUUUAAUAAUGGGUCGGCAGCACACCUGCCUGACAUUCCCCAGGAUUUUAUCGCUCGGUGCCGGGAGAGUCUGGAGCAGAGUCCCUGUAAGGAGCUUUUCAAUGACUGCACCAAAAUAGUUCGUGAUUAUCUGAGUGGAGCUCCAUUUUCUUCCUACCAGGAGUCCAUGUACUUUUCUCGCUUCCUGCAGUGGAAAUGGUUGGAAAGGCAACCUGUAACCAAAAAUACCUUCAGGCAUUACAGAGUACUAGGAAAAGGUGGAUUUGGCGAGGUUUGUGCCUGCCAAGUACGUGCCACCGGUAAGAUGUACGCCUGUAAAAAGUUGGAAAAGAAACGGGUGAAGAAAAGAAAAGGUGAAGCAAUGGCACUAAACGAAAAACGCAUUUUAGAAAAAGUUAACAGUAGUUUUGUAGUUAGUCUAGCUUAUGCCUAUGAGACCAAGGAUGCGCUGUGCCUGGUCUUAACCUUAAUGAAUGGUGGUGACUUAAAGUUCCACAUCUACAACAUGGGAAACUCUGGCUUUGACGAGCAAAGGGCCAUCUUCUACGCUGCUGAGAUCUGCUGUGGCCUUGAGGAUCUGCACCGUGAGAGGAUAGUCUACAGAGAUUUGAAGCCUGAAAACAUCCUUCUGGAUGAUCGUGGGCACAUUCGGAUCUCAGACUUAGGCCUCGCUGUUCAAAUCCCUGAAGGAGAGACGAUACGAGGGCGAGUGGGCACAGUUGGAUAUAUGGCUCCCGAGGUGAUCCAGAACGAGAGCUACACCUUCAGCCCGGACUGGUGGGGUCUGGGCUGUCUGAUUUUCGAGAUGAUCCAGGGCCAGUCGCCCUUCCGGAAACGCAAGGAGCGAGUCAAGCGAGAGGAGGUGGACAGACGAGUGCGUGAGGACCAGGAGGAGUACUCGGAUAAGUUCUCUGAGGAUGCGAAGGACAUCUGCAGGCAGCUCCUGGCCAAGGACCCCAAGGAGAGGCCGGGUUGUCGGGGUUGUGGGGGCACUGAGGUCAAGCAGCACCCCAUCUUCAGAAACAUCAACUUCAAACGGCUGGAGGCCAACAUGUUGGACCCUCCUUUCAUACCAGAUCCUCGAGCCGUGUACUGUAAAGACGUCCUGGACAUCGAGCAGUUCUCCACCGUCAAAGGAGUGAACCUCGACCCCACUGACGACGACUUCUACUUAAAGUUUGUCACAGGCAGUGUCUCCAUCCCGUGGCAGAAUGAGAUGAUUGAGAUGGAGUGCUUUAAAGAAAUCAAUAUCUAUGAGACAGACGGGAUGCUGUGCCCAGACCUGGACGUGAACCGGCCCAACCCUCCACCAAAGCGGGGGUUCUUCUACCGCUUGUUCAGAAGAGAGGCAAGUGCUAGCGCUCCGGCAACUGUCCGUGGGGGUGGGGGCUAAGGUCUGUCUUAAGAGCGGUUAUAGUGACGACGAGACUGAAGAGCCCUCACGACUUUAAACCACUCCGUCCCUCCACCCGCACCCCUCCGCCGCAGAGCUUCACCACAAUCUCCAACUGAGCGCGAGAAUCUUAGGAACUCAGUGAAUGUCGACCUGUAUUUAUGAGCUGUAUUAAAAGUGUAUCAUAGCUAAAGAAAAAAGUAUGACUUUAAAGAUUUUGUACAUUUGUACUUGAAUUUAUGUCUAGAUGUAUAUUUUCACUAAAGGUUGUAUUGUACAAAAAGCCAUAAAAGUACCACUUGAAUGCAUACAUUACCUUUUUAUUUCCUUUUGAUUUAUUUCUAUUUUUAUUUGGAAUGAGUAUGAAUAAUGUUCAUUAGGCGGUUUCUUUUCAGCACACUACCAUUAGUCUUUAUUUUUCACAAUGUAGCAGAAGGCCUUUGUUAUAUGUGCUUCAUGUUUGCCAUUAACUUGAUGUUUUUUAGCACAUUAGCUUCACUUUAUGCCAAACUAACUUUUAGCCGCCAAACGCUAGAAGUUGCAGGCGGAUCCAAUCUAGGCCAAAGGGACACAGUAGGAACUUAAUCCAAUUGUUCUUCGCUGUUAAUGCCCUGAUGCUUGAGCUUUUUUCGGGAGUCUAAUAUCUGCAGCAGCGCGUCUUUUUAAGCCAUGUAUUCAAUUCGUAUGACAGGUUAGGAUGAACCAGAUGGGAAUGAGGGCAGACUAAUUUGUGGUGCCUCUUCCAAGGCGUUUCAGGCAAAGAUUGCUUUUCCUGCAUGUAUUUAUUUCUGAGAAUCUGUGCUUCAGUUAAGUAUUAAUAAAACACAGAGAAAACAUCUAAAUCUGCAAUCACUGCUGGAAUUUCAAAAAAUCUUCCCUGAGCUGCAGCAGGUUCAAAUCGUAAAUCUAAUCACGUCCAACAGCGUUUCCAGCAGGAAAAUGCCUGCUAGUUACACAUCUGUUACAAUUUAUGUUCACGCUGAUUAUUUGGUGAAGAUUUAUGCUUCUCCCCCCCUUUUUUUUUUACUGCAGUACUGAGCUUUUACAUCCUGUUCUGUUGAUCAGUUGAAUCAAAGUGGAAACAGUUUCCUUUGAAAUCUUAGUAAUUUGCUGCCCUUAUUUUUGGAAUAAAAGAAAGCCUCCGAGUUUGUGGAAAACUUUGAGAUUCAUUUUGUUAGUUCUGCUGCUAUGAGUCUCAUUUAGACCUCAAAGAAUGUUUUUGAAUAAAAGUGACUUUGAUUCAUAAGUCCGUACUUUGUGUUAAGUGAUUCCAGCCAGUUAGUUCCAGCCUUUUUGCUCCUUGUUGAUAGCACAAUAUUUUACAUUUACUUCAUAUUGGUAAGCGCUGUGUUUGUGAUAAAGAUAUAAUUUAACAGCAACAAUUCCUAAGUUAAAUGGUUCCAUUAUCAUGUGCUUCUCAAUCAUAGGAAUGGCUUAAGGGAGUUGCUUUCAAAGGGCAAAAUAAGUAUUGAAAACAUUUUUCUCAGUAAAUCUAUUUCUAAUGGGCCUAUUGACAUUAAAAUUCACAACCGAUGUAAUCUGCACAUUGAAAGAAAUCAAAGUAAGUUACUGCAUAAAUUUGAUGUGUCAUGGAUUGCUUAGAUGCUAUUUUGACUUGUUCUACACAAACUUUGUUCAUAUCUUGGUCGUUCUGCAUUCCUGGCUUCAGUUCCUCCCCUAGAUUUUCAGAUAGAUUCAAGCUGUCUUGGCCAUAUUAGCAGCUUUGGUUUCUUUUUUCCUUGGCUCUCUGUUUUGGAUCAUUGUCUUGCUGAAAAUCCCACGCAUUCUUUGUCUUCAGAUUCAUUCAAAUUACAUUCUUGCAUACAUUCUUCCUUCAAUUACAUGAAGCCUGCCACUAAAAUUGGCUGAAAAACCAUGAUUUAUUUCUUCAACUUCACGGUUGGUGUGUUGUGUUUAAAGUGGUCGUCUGUGCCAUUUUUCCUUCUGUUUAAUUUUGGUCCCAUCUGACCAGUCUCCAUUUUCCCAGAAUUUUACUGGCUUGUCCACUCUAAACAAGCUUUAAUGUGCAUUUCCUUCUGCAGUGGAGUCUGGCGCAGCGAGUGCUGCUGAGUUACAUUACCUUUGUCUAAAUGGCAAAACUAUGCCUGCUCAUUUCAGGUCUUUCAGAAGCUCUCAGUGAGUGGUCCCUGACUCUUAGACAACUUUUCUGAUUAUUCCUUUGACUCCUCUGUCAGACAUCUUGCGAAGAGGACCUGGUCCUGGCUGGUUUAUAGUGAAAUUAUAUUCUUCCCACUUCUGGAUUAUGACCCCAGCGUUACUCAGAGGUUAGAAUUAAUUCUGUAACCCGUGUUAUCAGUGUGUUUUGCAAAGUCUUUGAGGGUGCUCUUCAUUUUUACGCAUAAUGUGCUUCUUGUGUGACAUGGUCACAAGAAACCUUUUUGUAGAGAGACCUAAACCAGCUGAUAUUCUUGGAUUUCUAUUCCUUUUUUUGUCGAGUAAUUUGUUUUAACGUCACUGUAUGUGUGGAUUACUUGAGUUGUUACCGAUAUCUGUUGAAAAAUUUAAUGUCAGUGUUCCCAUUAGAAAUAUAUUUCUUAGGAAAAAAAAGUUUGACGUGCUGAAAAGUCAUUUUCCCCACUGUACAGGAGAAAUUACUGCCACGGUGUCCAACAGGUUUUAAGACAUCAUGAUUCUUUUGCUCUUCUCUAUAAAUGAAAGAAGUGUUUUCCAAGUAAACCAGUCAAGCUUUUUUCCCUGUACAUUUUUAUUUUGUUCAUUUCUAGAUUUUGUUCUAGAGGCAGAUGCUGUUUACUCCGCCUUGCAUCCCAACACCUGUUUUUAAUGCUGUGAAUACCCUCACCUCGACAUGAUAGCUGCGCGCUUGUGUAUAUUUCACCGUUUGCUAAUGCAGCUUUGCUCCACCUUGUGAAUUAGACUUCAUUAGCUCUACUUUUGUACAGCUCAGUGACUUUAAAGAGGAAUUUUAAUCACUUGACAGAUGUCUGUAUUCAGUCAGUGCGUUAUGUUGAAAUUAUUUUUUAACUCAAACAUGCCCCAGGACACAUUCAGACUUCAAGGCUGCAUACCUUUGAGUCCCCAGUCUAAUAAACCAACGUGUUCCAAAAGCUUAUCUUUUGUCCAGAAAUGAGAUGUGAACAUCUGGCAGUUUCUCACUUAUUGUUUUCUGAAUUUCUUUUUUUUUUUUUUAAAGAAAACUGUAAUUUGUUUAGCUCUCAGGCACAUUUUGACUCUGGUUUUAUUCAUGUAGAUUUUAGCUGUUUAGCUCUUUAGCCUCAAAACAAACUUGUAAAUUCUGUAUUUCUAACAUGUAACUAAAACUCCAAGGUGAAAACUUCCAUUGCCCAUGCCUGUGUCUUUGUUUUGAAGGUAUUUGUCAGAUCCAUUGCACUAUAUAUGUUUUGACAAGAUACCAAAAGCAACCUCCUCCAGAUUAAACAUUUUCCUUUCUUGAAGAAUUUACUCGAGGAUUAACCAACAGCCUUUAUUAAAUGUGCCAAUUAAGUUAGUUUCUGACAUCCUGCCUUCUUAUUUUUUACCUCAUUUACCACCCAUACACUAAAAUUUCUUCAUAUACAUAUAAAAAAAAUCAUAAAAACCUAAAUCAGUUCAACUGUUUUGAAUGUCUGCACUAAGUGCAUUGUAAUUGCCUGUUUUAAAAAAAGACUUAUGUUUUAUUACUCAAGCAUGUAUCGAUUUGUAAUACUUCAGGAUCCUUCUAUAUGUAAAUGAUGACCUUCUUGUGCCAACAUAUGUCGCUGGUUAUCAGAGGACGGAUUUGUGAAUGGCUGGGAGUGACCAGUGGAGUUGGCCUGUUUUGGAUAGCAAAUGUUCCUGGUUUGUUCCUGCCUUUCUGUCAGAGUGGGGAUAGUGGGUUAAAACUGGGAUGGGGCUCGCUAGCAAACACAAAGUGGAAAAUCUCUUAGCGCAAAAAACAUGGGUUAAUAAUCAGAUUAACAGUAAAAGCAGGAUGAACAAAUACAUUUUUGGUAUUCAAACAGGGAAUUGAUUUAUUUUUUCCAUGUUCAGUCUGUACAGUCAUGUCAUUCAACCACUGCAGUCAUUGUUAAUUCUUGUACAAGUUGUAUCACUGGUUGUUGUACCAUAUCUGACAUUUGUAAUUAUGAAAUAAUACACUGCCAUUUGUAUUAAAAGAGCUGUCUUAACUUG